Molecule: messenger RNA, 8300 nt
Organism: Vigna umbellata (rice bean)
Lineage: Eukaryota; Viridiplantae; Streptophyta; Magnoliopsida; Fabales; Fabaceae
Product: transducin family protein / WD-40 repeat family protein
Biological process (GO): vacuolar acidification
Cellular component (GO): RAVE complex
Molecular function (GO): protein binding
Source: RefSeq, a predicted model, not a curated record
UAGAAAACUGCCAAUAAAGACCAGACACUGGUAUAUGUUCUUCUUCUUCUUCUUCCGACUAGAGAAAGAGAAGAACAAUGGCGUCAAUCCGAAACACGAAGAUGAACCCCAUCGAUCACCUUCCCCUCUGUCUCCUCAGAUCCGACACGGUCCCACCCGCCCCUACCUUAUCCGAAUCAACCGUCGAUUUCCUCCCUCACUUCUCCGGCUACUCUUGGAUCGCUUACGCCGCUUCUUCUCUCCUCGUUGUCUCCCACUUUCCUUCUCCUAUUUCCCCUUAUCAAUCCCGCAUCGGCCCCAUUUUCCGCCAAUCCUUUCAGCUCUCAGCCGAUCCCCUCGCUGCCGUUGCCUGGUCACCUUGUUCACCCUCCUACGGCGACCUUGCCGCCGCUGCCGAUAACUGCAUAUGCCUUUUCCACCACAACUCCACCGCUGCAAAAGGUUCUUUUUGUUGGAGCCAGAAUGCAGUGCUUGUACAACAUACGAAAGUUGCAAACAUCAAAUGGACAGGAUCAGGAGAUGGAAUCAUUUCUGUUGGAAUGGAGGUGGUUUUCUGGAAAAAGAGCAACAAAUGUUGGGAGGUUGCUUGGAAGUUUAAAGCAGAUCAACCCCAAACUCUUGUUUCUGCAACGUGGUCUAUUGAGGGCCCUUCAGCAACUGCAGCACAUCCUAGUGAAGAACAGAUUGAAGGGGCCUUGACCAAUGAGGAAAGCAAAUAUGUGGUUGUAUGUCAAAGUAACGGACUAUCUGAAUAUUCAAAAGUCAAGCUACAUCAUCCCCUACCUGUUGUAAUGAUUCAAUGGAGACCAUCAAGAGAGAAGUUAUCAAACAGAUACGGUAAGUGUUCAGUAAGGCAUGUAUUGUUGACUUGCAGCUUAGAUGGGACUGCAAGGUUAUGGAGUGAAAUUAAUAAUGGAAAGGCCAGGAGAGUUGGGAAGGACAUCAAUGAUCAGAAAAAUGCUGGUUCCUCCUUUUGUGUUGUUGCUGUUAUUGAGAUUAAUCAGACGUUAAAUGGAACUCUUGGUUCAGAUAUAUUUGUGAGAUGGGGGGCAGAAUUCGAGGGAAUAUUUAGAACUGGUGAAGAGUCCAAACAAGUUUUUUCCAAACGAUUUGAGUAUGAUGUCAGAAAUUGUGAUUGGAUAGUUGGGUUUGGUCCUGGAAUGUUGCUUAGCUUUUGGGCUGUCCACUGUCUUGAUGAUGUUUCCCCACUGAGAUUUCCCCGAGUUACAUUAUGGAAGAGGCAUGAACUCCACAACCACGACAUAGCAAAUGUAUACAAGUUUAACUCAUCUGAUUUUAAAAAUGCAAUAUUUCUUCAAAAGGUUAUUUUAAUGAGAAAUUGCCUUUCUGGUCCACCUAUUAUAUGCUCAACACUUCAGCUAUUGUCUUGUAAUUCCUUAGUUUGGUCAAAUUUCCGUAUUUUAACAAUACAUGAUGCUGUGGAGAACUCCAUUGACAAUGCUAACACAGAUAACAUUUCCCCCUAUUUGACUGGUGGUGUUUUGAACUUAGAUGGUCAUAGUGGGAAAAUCUUAAAGGUUUCUAUUCAUCCUUAUACAUGCAAAGUUCAAUUUGCUGCUUCCCUGGAUUCUAAUGGACUGCUUCUUUUUUGGUCACUUUCUAACAUUUCAAACUGCAUUUUGGGAUGUCCAACUUUGGUUCCUACUAUGGAACUCUGCGGAAAGCUUGCCACUCAAGACUCAUGCUCCUUGUACACAAGCUUGACAUGGGCACCUUCAAUACUUGGUGACAAACUGUUUUUUUUUAUGGGACAUACCCGGGGAAUUGAUUGCUUCAUUGUCAAUAUUUGUCGAACUGAAGAGGAAAACAUAGAAUGUCACUACUUAUGCACUAUUCCUUUCAAUGGUCAUGGUCCUUAUGAAGACGGGCCUUUAGAUAUCUUCACAAUUCCUUUGAACUCCACCUGUGACAAAACUUUUUGCAGCAGUAAACUUAUGCUCUUGGCAGUAUGGAUGGGGAGAUUUCAGGCCCUAUCAUGGGAAGUUAGCUUGCACUCAUUUGACAUGUUGUCAAACAGUUGUGAAUGCAAUUUUGAUGCUAAAAGCAUUGAUGACUGUAGUGUUUGGGCGUUUGAAAGUACAUUUGCUGAUAAAAAAUAUUACGUUACUGUAAAUCCAUGUUCAUGUGAGUUUCCAAGUUCCAAUGAUCUAGUUACUAGUUUUGCUGUGGCUAAUCCAGGCACUGUAAGCCAUAUACAACAAGAGUUUGGCUUUGCAAAUGAUCUUUGUAGUAACUAUCCUACAUACAUUAUGGUCACAGGGUCCUCCGAUGGCAUCUUGAAACUCUGGAAAAGUAUACCAGGGAACUCAUUGACACAACACUUGCCAUGGGAACUUGUGGGUGUGCUUGUUGCACAUGAUGGUCCCAUCAAGGGUAUAUGUUUCUCUGAUUGUGGUGAGAAGAUUGCCACAAUCGGUCAUGAGAGCAAUUCCAAUGAUAUCAAUACCAUACAUAUAUGGGAUGCUGUACCAUUAAUCAGUGCAGGGACUUUUAUUUUGGAGGAUAAAAUAAAGACUGAUAGUGAUGUUAUCGCUCUAAGGUGGUUAACUUUAGGAACAGGGGAGUUAUUGCUUGGAGUUUGUUUGCAUAAUGAAUUGCAAAUAUAUGCUCCCAAGCAUUGUAUUGGUACAACUUUUCCGAACUCUGUAAAUUUUCCAAAAGUGAAUAUAUGGGUUCGCAUUGCAUUUGCUCACUCUUCCAUUCCAAUUUAUGAUUUCUUAUGGGGACCUAGAGCUGCAGCAGUGAUGAUUCAUACAAAUUACUUUAGUAUAUUUAGUCAUUGGUUGUUCCACAUGGAUAAAAAGCAAGGGAGUAAUUUUCAUCCAUGUGAUUCAAAGUCUAAUGCUUAUAAUUGUGAGGAUGAAAUAUAUGAAGACGUACUUUCUGCGGUUUUUACUGAACACAUUGGUGCUUUCAUAGAACAAACAAAUGGAGACAGUCAAGUAGAUUUUAAUUCUGUGGAGUCCAUAAAAAAAAUCAAUAUGAAGGACAAUUCCAGUAGCUUGUUCUUGGCCAAGGAACAAUUGAAAUUUGAACUUCUAACCAAGGUUGGUUUAUGGAGCAUCUUAGAAGUAACUGAGAUAAUCAGUGGAUCCUUGCCUACAUAUCACCCUGAUGUACUACUUAUUAAUAUCAGUUCAGGAAACUGGAAACGUGCUUAUGUAGCUGUUAGGCAUCUUGUUGAAUGCCUGACUUCUACAUAUGAUCCUAAAAGGAGACACAUCCCUAAAAGAAUUUGUCUUCCAAAUAUUGUAUUAUCUAAUUAUCUCGAAGGCCGUAUAUCAAAAGGUUCCCAGGGUAAGGGAUUUCAAUGGGGUGGGGAUUCGGCAUCAAUCACAUCAAUUUCACAGGCUCAAAGUAGCCUGUUCCCAUUUCCAUAUCAUUCAGGCUCCAAUGCUGAAAAUGAUAGCAUUUUCUCAACAAAAUCUGAGCUUAAUGGCUUUAUUGAAUCUCUUGAGAAUUUUACUGAUUUACCACUUUUGAUUGGCGUAGAGAAGACACAGAUUCUUGCUAUUAUUGAUCUUCUUAGUGAAGUUAGUAGUGCACACUCAUCGUCUGCAUAUCAGAGUCUUGAUGAACCUGGGCGAAGGUUUUGGGUUGUACUACGGUUUCGGCAACUGCUUUUUCUCCGGAAGUUUGGUAAAGCUGCUUCUUUUGAAGAGUUGCUUGUUAACUCAAGAUUGUUUGUAUGGGCUUAUCACUCUGAUAGCCUAGAUAAUUUAUUUGGUUCUGUCAUACCCAAUGAACCAUCGUGGCAAGAAAUGCGUGCUUUGGGUUUGGGCUUUUGGUAUGCUAAUAUACCUCAAUUACGUGCAAGGAUGGAGAAAUUGGCAAGAGCUCAAUAUUUGAAGAACAAAAAUCCAAAGGAUUGUGCUUUGCUGUAUAUUGCAUUGAAUAGAAUUCAAGUUUUGGCCGGCCUUUUCAAAAUCAGUAAGGAUGAGAAAGAUAAGCCUCUGGUGGGCUUUCUUUCUCGCAAUUUUCAGGAUGAGAAAAAUAAAGCUGCUGCUUUAAAAAAUGCUUAUGUUUUACUUGGAAGGCAUCAGCUGGAAUUAGCAGUUGCUUUCUUUUUGCUUGGAGGUGAUCAUUCUUCUGCUAUAAACGUUUGUGCUAAGAAUCUUGGGGACGAACAGCUUGCCUUAGUCAUUUGUCGACUUGUUGAUGGCCACGGGGGACCUUUGGAGCGUCACCUAAUUACAAAGUACAUACUUCCAUCUGCAAUUGAUAAAGGAGACUACUGGCUUGCAAGCCUUCUGGAGUGGGAAAUGGGUAAUUACUACAAAUCUUUUCAUAGAAUGCUAGAGUAUUCAGUACACCCUGUGCCUCCAGAGUCCACUGUCAUGUCCAAUUGUGGUCAUUUUCUGGACCCUACCAUUGGUUUUUAUUGCCAAAUGCUAGCAACAAAGAAUAGCAUGCGGAAUGCCAUUGGGGAGCACAAUUCUGCAAUUCUUUUAAGAUGGGCAACUUUGAUGACAGUUGCUUCCUUAAAAAGAAGUGGUAAUCCUCUUGAAGCAUUGGAGUACUUCUCAUCUUCACCAAGCAUGCCUGGGACUGCAAAUCAAGACAGUGAAUUAGGUGACAGUCAUGAUGUGCUGUCUGAUACUCUGAUGCCUUUACCUAGAAAAUGCUCUAACUGGUUGUCUGCUAAUGUUUCUAUGCAUCUGGAGUUCCAUAUUAAAUUGAAUUUGGCACUUUGCUACUUUUCAAAAUUGAUAAGAGAGCAUCCAAGCUGGCUUGACACUUUUUCAGAAUACAAUGAAGAACCUUCUGAUUCUGACGAGUACAUGAAGUACUAUGAGAAAUCAGUGGAAAGUUUUAAACAAAAGUUAUACAGCGGGCUUGCCCUAUUUGAACAGAGGUUUUUAUUGGCUCCCCACUGUCUAAUCGGCAUGAUUUUACUCUUACUUUGCCAUCAUGGAUCAUUGUGCAUUGGGUAUGAUAUGACAGAUGGAUAUACUCAAGGAGAACUGUCUCAAAAGAAGAGUGAUAUGCUUGAGGAUUUCAAUUUAUAUCACUCUAGGAUUACACCCCUCUUUAAGACUGCCGAAGAAGUCUCCUUUUUCUAUUCAAGAUUAUUUUGUGCCUGCAGCAUGGAAAGUUCUCAACAAGAUCUGCUUAUUGAUGGCAAACCUAAGUUUUUGGAUGCUUCGCAGUGCUGCAUAGAAGGUGUUUUUGUUUCAUUGUGGUUUUUAAAAGCAACUUUGAGGAUCCAGUUGAGUUCUAUUAGCAAAGAUCUGAUCAAACCGCUUCUUGAUAUCCUAGAUUUUUAUGAGUACUAUUUGCUUUUUUCAUUAGCCUGGCUUCAGAAAAACUCAGAAGUGCUUUUGUAUAUGGUUGAACCAUUCUUUGUUGCACAAUCUAAUGGCCGCAAUCCUUAUGAUGUUGAUAUGGUGAAUCUAAAGAAGCUUAUUCCAAAAAUUGGACAGUUGUUGGCUCAAACUUCUUCCAUACCUAGUAUACAAAACCUUCAAUUGUCUGAACAUGAUAUAAAACAUUCAAUUCCUGAUGAUGAAAGAUGGAAGAUUUUAGGGACCUGCUUGUGGCAGCAUAUGUCUAGAUUCAUGAUAUCAAAUUCGAAUUCUGUUCUUGCCAAACUUGAAGAUGGUAAUUUGUCUGGUCUUUUCCGUAGAAAGUAUGCUUAUGGAGAGUCUUGUAUCAUCAAUAUGGAUUCUGAAACCAUUAGCUUGCCAGAGAAGAUUCGGAUAGUCUCAUAUAGCCUAUGUGAUCUACUGAUAACAUCAGCUACUCACAUCUCUUCUUAUCAUGUUAAACAACAUGCAGAGUUUCUGUGGCAGAAAGUAAAGAAUGAUUCGAAUGUAAAGACUCUUGAAUGGUUAAAACAGAAAUCUGAAUUCAGUCAGAACCAAAACCUGAAUGUUUUGGAACUGGGGAACAGGAAAGAUUAUUCAGUUCAUCAGUUAUUAUGGGAUCACAGUGCAGAUCCCAAAUUGAUAUUUGAUUGCUUUGCACAGGAAAAACUCAAUUGGCCAAAUGAUUUGGAUCAUAUGCACACUAAGGGGUGGAAUGACUUGUCAAUGAUUAUGACAGGGCUGCAUAACACUGAUGAUACAUGUGGCGACGAAUUUAAUCUUAGAUCUUCUAAUCAUGAAGUUGGAACUCCUGUUAAAGAAACAUCUCUAAAUGGUCAUCCUUCUGCAGGAUCAAACAAGAAAGAUAUAACUUCCACAAAUUUUGCAGUUUUCCAGAGUCCAAGAGAAAUGUACAAGAGAAAUGGGGAACUUUUGGAGGCAUUGUGUAUAAACUCUACUUGUCAACAGGAAGCUGCAGUUGCUAGCAACAAGAAGGGUAUAGUGUUCUUUCAUCUGGAAGAUGAGACACCACACAGUGGUAAAUUAAAUGGUCUUUUAUGGGCCACAGCUGACUGGCCUCAGAAUGGAUGGGCAGGUUCAGAAUCCACCCCUACUCCAACAUGUGUUUCUCCUGGUGUUGGACUUGGGAGCAAGAAAGGGGCACACCUUGGGCUGGGUGGAGCAACUGUCGGGGUGGGCUCUUCAGCUUGGCCCAACAAUGACUUGACAGGUGCUGGAGUAUUAGGAAUGCUUGGUUAUGCUGAGAUUGGUGCCUCAAGAUUAGGUUGGGAAAUUCAACAAGAUUUUGAAGAUUUUGUUGAUCCACCUGCUACUUUGGAGAACAUAAGUACCAGGGCUUUGUCUAGUCAUCCAAUGAGGCCAUUCUUCUUGGUUGGUUCCAGCAAUACACACAUUUACUUGUGGGAGUUCAACAGAGACAAAGCUACUGCUACAUAUGGAGUUCUGCCUGCUGCCAAUGUCCCUCCACCUUAUGCCCUUGCAUCAAUUUCAGCCUUAAAGUUUGACCACUUUGGACACCGGUUUGCCAGUGCUGCAUUAGAUGGAACUGUCUGCACAUGGCAGCUGGAAGUUGGAGGAAGGAGCAAUGUCCGUCCAACAGAAUCAUCUCUUUGCUUUAAUGGUCAUGCUUCGGAUGUCACAUAUUUUUCCUCCAGUGGAUCGAUAAUAGCUGUGGCUGGAUAUAGCUCUAAUGGUGUUAAUGUGGUCAUAUGGGAUACUUUAGCUCCACCCACAACUUCUCGUGCAUCCAUUUUAUGUCAUGAAGGUGGUGCACAAACCGUGUCUGUUUCUGAUAAUCAUGUGGGGAGUGGUUCUGUAUCCCCCCUUAUAGUGACUGGUGGUAAAGGUGGUGAUGUUGGACUUCAUGAUUUCCGCUAUAUAGCUACUGGAAAGGCUAAAAGGCACAGGCGUGCUGAUAACAUUGCACAAAGCUCUGCCUCAUCUUUGGCUCGUGACAAGGACCAGAAUGUAGAAGGGAUGCUUUGGUACAUUCCAAAGGCUCACUCAGGGAGUGUCACAAAAGUAGUUACCAUCCCCAAUACCAGCUUGUUUUUAACUGGAAGCACAGAUGGAGAUGUCAAACUCUGGGAUGCCCAGAGCACAAGGUUAAUACAUCACUGGUCAAAGAUACAUGAAAAACACACUUUUCUACAGCCAAGUUCUCGUGGAUUUGGUGGUGUAGUGCGGGCUGCUGUAACAGAUAUACAAAUUGUUUCCAAUGGUUUUCUUACAUGCGGUGGGGAUGGAACUGUAAAGCUGGUGCGGCUUGACAAUCACCUGCGUGGCAAUUGAAUUAAACUAUAAUACUUCAGAGAUCCUUUAUGUUGAUGACAAACUACCAUGCUGCAAAAGCUCAUGACAAUGGUCAUUAUUGGUGAUAUGCCAUCAUUUCUGAAUUACUGGCUUCUUUAACAACUUACAUACCAAAGUGAACAUUUCUGAAGCCACCAUCCAUUUUGAAAAGGAUUCUUCAUUGGUAGUGUUGGUAUGUUCAGAUGUCCAAAAAUCUGCAACUUGGCCUAGCCAUACAUCCCGUAUGAUAAACUUCUGAUGCCAGUCGACCUCAUUGCUUCUUUGAACAGAUUGCAUGGGUUCAUAUUGAUUCGAGUCAUUCCUUGUGCAUUGAACAAUAUUUUAGUUGCUGACCGUCAUAUAGUAUGUUAAAGUUAUGAAUACCUUCGUGGCUGCCAACAUUUUUUGGAGAAAACUGGUAUUUGUUCUUGGUGUAUAUUACCUGUUUGAAUUUUUUGAGGAAUGAGUAUAGUAUAUACACAUACGAGGAAGGAGCUCCUCUUUAGGUUAUUUUUGUGUUAGACCUCUAGUGACCUUUCUUUUGUUUCACUUGUUGUCAUACCUGGCAUUUUGUAUAUUUGAAGAAAUUUUGUCAAUGAUAUCAAGAAAAUUAUAUUUACCUCCUUUAUAGGUUAUUACAAAUGACAUAUCUCUAUUAUU